AUGGCCGUGGCUCCUUCGACUCUGUGGGGCAGGCUCGGGGUGCGCGCGGCGCUGAGCGCCCGCUGCGGCUCCGGAGGACCCGGCGCGGGGGGCGGGGGGUCUGGCGCUGGGAGCGCCGAGCCCCAAGGCCGCCGCCGACACCUCAGCGGCCCCGAACAGCCACAGCGGGCGACCCCCCCGACCCCCGGCGCCCGGUUGGACAACAAGAGCUUCCUGUGGGCGCGCUACAACGAGAUGAAGCGCCUGGUGCAGGAUCUGCUCCCCCCGGGUGUGUGUAACCUCCUGAACCCUUCUACUAUCUAUGCCAACAAUGAGGUGUGCCUGGCUGACAUUGAGAUCUAUGGUUUUGACUAUGACUACACUCUGGCUCUGUACUCCAACUCCCUCCAUUCCAUGAUUUACAACACUGCCAGGGACAUCUUGGUGGAACAGUAUAAGUAUCCAGAGGGGAUCCGAAAAUAUGACUACUUACCAAACUUUGCCAUCCGAGGAUUGCACUAUGACAUUCCCAAGGGCUUACUGAUGAAGAUCGAUGCCUUCCAUUACAUCCAGCUGGGCACCGUAUACAGGGGCCUCAAGCCAGUCCCAGAUGAAGAAGUAACUGAGUUGUAUCAAGGCACACAUCACAUUCCCCUCCACCAGGUUAGCGGAUUCUAUGGCAAGGGACCAGCAGUGAAGCAGUUCAUGGACAUCUUCUCCCUUCCUGAGAUGACCCUCCUUGCAGUGGCCAAUGACUUCUUCAUUUCCAAUGAUAUUGAUUAUGACCCAAUCCACCUUUAUAAGGAUGUCACGGAUGCCAUCAGGGAUGUCCACAUUAAAGGCCUCAUGUACAAAUGGAUCCUCCAGGACUUGGAAAAGUACAUCCUUCGGGGUGAAGAGACCUAUGCUGUCCUGCGCCGCCUGGUGGACAAUGGCAAGAAGCUGUUUCUCAUCACCAACAGCCCCUUCAGCUUUGUUGACAAAGGCAUGAAGUACAUGGUGGGCAAGGAGUGGAGGGAUUUCUUUGAUAUAGUCAUUGUGCAGGCGGAUAAGCCACAUUUCUUUAAUGAUGGCAUCAAACCUUUCCGACGAUUGGACGAGAAUGGAGACCUUCAGUGGGAUAAGAUCAUCAAGCUAGAAAAGGGCCAGGUAUACAAACAGGGGAACCUGUUUGAUUUCCUGCGGCUGACUGGUUGGCGAGGAUCCAAAGUCUUCUACUUUGGUGACCAUCUCUACAGUGAUCUUGCAGACCUAAUGCUUCGUCAUGGCUGGCGUACUGGGGCUAUUGUUCCAGAACUAGAGACUGAGACCAAGAUUGUCAACACAGAGCAAUAUUCCCAGUCACUGACAUGGCUGCAGGCCCUUACUGGCCUACUGGAACGUAUGCAGAUGUUUCGAGAUGCUGAGUCCCAGCAGGUGCUCCAAGACUGGAUGAAGGAGAGGCAGGAGAUGAGGGCUGUCACCAAGAAUUUGUUCAAUCCUCAGUUUGGCAGCAUCUUUCGAACCUGCCACAACCCCACCUAUUUCUCUCGCCGGCUCUGCCGCUUCUCAGACCUCUACAUGGCUUCCAUCAGCUGCCUGCUCAAUUAUGACCUUCGCUACACCUUCUUUCCCCGCCGCACUCCUCUGCAGCAUGAGGCCCCCCUCUGGAUGGAUCAGCUCUGCACAGGCUGCAUGAAAACCCCCUUUCUGGAGGAGAUGGCCCACAUUCGCUAGGGUGUGUGCUUCCCACCCGGGGGUGCUGGGCCAUUCACAAGCCAAGGCCCAGUGCAAGACUGGAUCCUUCUGGUCUCAGCACAUCCCCCUCCCAUCCCCUAGCUCGGUCCGGGGUUGGGAGCCAAAGGGUGAUCAUAGGGCUGACCACCAGGGUGUCCCAUGGGGAGGAUACACUGGCAUCAGCUGUUGCCUUUGUGCCUCUUCAUUAUGACCACCUUAGGGACCCGCAAGACCCUAUUUGUAGCUGUCCAUUGGAUGGGCAUUUAAUGGGUUUGUCUGCUUUGGUGCUAGGGAGGAACCUGUCCCUGAGGCUUGAGGGAUGGGUGCCCCCAAUUAGAAAUCUGUUUCUCUGAGCCAAGCAACAGAGCCCAACCACAGCUGAGAGAGAGAGAAAGCAUUAGAAAGAGUGUGGAUCCAUGUGCCUAUUGAAGGGGCAGGCAGAGAAGCUUAGAACUCAAAAGGCUAGUCCCAGUGGACAAUGGAGGACCCUUUCUCCCUCUGAGUGCCAUUUGCCAGAUGGCAUCUGGGGCCUAGGAAAGUGAAAGGACUUCCCCAAGGUCCUAGUGUGCAGGAAAUGAGAUUUAGUUUGGGGGAUAGCAGUGGGGGUUGGGGAGAUUGGAGUCUUCCCUGGGUUUAGAGGCCUUGCAAGACCUUGGAAUUUCUCAGGAGGGGCCUGGAGCCUGCCAAGAAGCAAGCUGCUUUGGCUUGUCUACCUUCAUAACCCCUCCCCACAGCCUUCUCCACUUCCUGGAAUCUUCAGGCUGCACCCUAGCCCUGCAGUGGGCCCCGUGCCUUGUCUGCUUUCUCUUUCUUGCCAAAAAGCUGAAGCCUUGACUCUCAACUGCACAGGGAGAACUCUUGGGAAAACAGAAGGGUUGGGGCUGAGUUACAGACUGUGUUUGUCAGGCAGGGAAGCAGGAGGUGCCUCCACAAGGUUCCCAGGGCUCUUGCCGGUAGCAGGGGCUCCCCAUUCUGUCAAGGCCUAUACAACCCCAGCCCUCCACCAAGAGAUCGGAUGGGGAUCUUGGCCAUCAUCUCGGUCCUCCCUUGUAGUGCUGGCAGGCUCUCCUCCUGUUCCUUCUGCCCACAAAUAAGGAGAAGCCCACUAUCCCAUCCUGUUACAGAGGAUUCUGUAUCUGCAGAACAUCUCCAAUGAGGACAGUGGGCCAUGGUGGGCAUUGUGCUGUCACUGAUGCUCUGAGCCCUCCAGUGGUGGGCUCCCACGGAGUUGGAAACAUCUCUGAGCCUCCCUCCUUCCCUCACAGUCAGCUAGAGCAGCUAGGCCAUGAGGCAGGGACCAGAGCCCUCUCACCUAAGCCUUCUGCUUCUCUGGCCACCCCUCACUCUUCCCUUGCCCUUUUCCUCUUAAAGGAAAACAAAACCAAAAAACCAGCUGAUUUUCUAUCUCCUUCAUUUCUGAAGAUGCUCUUCUCUCUGCCUCCUCCUCAGAGAGGCAUCUGAUGAAUGAAUGUCCAAAUGUUCUGGAUGGCUCUAUCUAUCCCCAGGUAUCUAUUAAGUGCUGGGGACAGUAAUAGAAGAAGUAAGCCACCCCCUGCUUUCAGGGGGCUUACAUUCUGAUGGAAGAAGAUAGAUGACCUGGUGACCCAGGAGUCUGAGAAGACCGGGCCGGUGAGGGGAGUCAUAGGGCAAUUGAUCGAUGUAUCCUCUCAGAACAGUGUUCCCAGAGCCAGAGGUAGAAGGGGGAGGUGGGGAAGAUGGCUGGAGAGUCAGCCCAUGAGCCCAGCCUGAUGCUGGGGCCACUGUUCCAACAGCUCAACUGACUUGCCUACUGGAGUUCCACUCACUGCUAAUGGUGUAGAAAUUGUUCACUACUUUUAAAUGGUCCCCCCAGUGGUAGGGUUCUCAGAGCCUUCUCUUCCAUGGAGAGCGAAGGCACUGAGCCAGAAUCAAAAAGAAAGGAUUGUGAUGGAGAAGGUAGAAGACUGAAAGGAAGCUGGCAGAGGGCCCCCCUGGACUUGCAAAGGGAUUGCCCAUGUACGCAGCAGCAGGGGGGAAGCAGCCUCCACAAGCACUUGAUUUUCAAAGUUUUAAUAAAUAAAAAUAAUGGAGGAUAGGGUAUGCAGUAGCACCAGGAAGAUGAGGAAAAGCACCUCCUAGAUGCUGCUUGAGCCAGGCUUUGAAGACUGGGCAUUUUAAGAGGCUUUUGGAGGAAAGGGAGUGCACCCCAGGUGUGGUGCACAGCCUAGGUAGAGGCGGAGAAAUGGGAGGUAACACGUCCUCAGCGUUCUAAGGGUACUGUGGGAUACAUUCAGCUAGGUAAGCUAAAGUUAGGCUGUAAAGAAUUUUCAAUUUCCAAGAUAUUAGUGUUCAAGCAGGGGCCAUGAAUGUGGCCAGAGCUGGGCAGCCUUAGAGCAGGGCUGGCUUGGGACGUUUGGGGGCUGGAGCCAAAGCCCCCCAGAGUGGAGAGGACAGGCCAGUUGGACAGCAAUUCAUCUGAAGAAUAGAAGGGAGAUUCUACUAAUACACUUAAAAUGCAUGUAGCAGCACUUUCUGUGGGAGCAACAAAUGAAAUAAAGAUGUCCAUCGACUGGGGAAUGGCUAAACAAAUUUUGGUAUGUAAAUGUAAUGGGAUAUUAUGAUGCUGUAAGAAAUGACAAGCGUAUUUACAGAGAAGCCUAGAAAGACAGAGUGAAGCAAGCAGAGCUGUGGGAACAAUAAUACAGUGACUAUAGUGACAUAUAAAAAGAAAAAGCUCCAUGAACCAUAAAUGCUUUUUGAAGAUUACCUAAAAAACAAAGACAUGGCCCCAAAGGAGAUGUGAGAAGAUGCUUCCCCCAACACACCCCGCUCCCAUCUUUCUGAGGUGGGACAUCAAUGGAUGUGGAACACUGCAUAUAAUUUCAGAUUUGUUA
This is a messenger RNA of Trichosurus vulpecula (common brushtail), 4568 nucleotides long. Its product is annotated as 5'-nucleotidase domain-containing protein 2-like. Lineage: Eukaryota; Metazoa; Chordata; Mammalia; Diprotodontia; Phalangeridae. Bases 1 to 1695 code for a protein of 564 amino acids. The record is from RefSeq and is a predicted model, not a curated record. The transcript is spliced from 14 exons. Gene Ontology annotation, molecular function: 5'-nucleotidase activity.